Molecule: messenger RNA, 411 nt
Organism: Mesorhabditis spiculigera
Lineage: Eukaryota; Metazoa; Nematoda; Chromadorea; Rhabditida; Rhabditidae
Source: the annotation of a GenBank genome assembly
AUGGCCGCCCAGUGGCAACGGGAAAGUUCCGAGGGCGAAGAUGAGGCCGAACCUGUCGAAGUUGAGCACGACGAAGAAGCCGCCGACACGAUGGUGGCCAGGCUACGCGAUGUUGAGCACUCGAUCCAAGCGGUUGAGCGCAGGAUCUCCUUCAAAAAUCGGGGCCACCAGACGUCUAGCCCAAGCUCAACACCGAGGAGGGAGAGGCGACGUCGAGAAGCCGAAGAUUCGGGGUCUUCUGAGAAUUCGACGUCUUCUGAUGAUUCUGGGAUCGAUCGACGGUUGAGUAUCGAUGAAGAGGAUGGGAAACACUAUCAGAAGAAGCGGAACAAGUCGAAGAGCUUGGCGAAGAAGCUGUCCCGAGCGAGGAGCAAAUCGUUGGGGCUGAUUUUUGGUGAGUUUUUGGGGUUU